AUGCAACAAUUCUGGCGCAUACUUGCCCCCGAACGCAGAGAGGUGACGGGCUGUCUCGGCGAACUUGUGGACGCUUUACUUUCCGGGGCCGCUGCGAACAUUGUACCUCUCCUUGCAGUCCCACUGGAUACCCAUCGCCAUCGAAAUGUUGAGGUAGACCUGGGCGAGAACAUCGAAGACGAGGAGGAGGAGGAAUGCACAAAACGACCUCGAACCAACAACCUUCCUAAAAGCCAUUGGGGCAAAGCUGCUCGAGUCAAUCAACAUGAUUCAGUCGAUAUCUGUGGCUCGGAUGGGAAGAUCAAACCAAAGUCACUUUAUGCGCUUCCAUCGAACGUCCACAACCUCAUUUUCGAUAGUCUGGGCGAAAUUAAAGGUGUCUUGUCUUUGAGCCUGACCAAUCGUUAUUUCUGGGCUGUUGGUUUGACGCAUAUUGAGGACAGUAUUGUGUCUUCUUCGGCCCCGUGGGCUGGUGAGCGGAUCAUAUGUGUAAGCGACUAUAGUGAUCCGAGUGAUUUUCCACCGGGAUUGUUGAGUACGGAUGAACAGGCGGAUCUGGCACAGUUGGUUCGAGUGCAUCAUAUUGAUACGUUCACUAUUGAUAAAAUAUGGAAGAAGACUGGUUCACGGUCAGUAUCCCAGAGACUUGAGGAUCAAUUCAAGAGGUGGGAGGCCAAACAUCCCAUGUCUAAGGCUGAUCGAACUGAGAUUCUGAUGGGUCUUAAGCCCGAGAUUUUGGAGUUUUAUCCGCGUGAUCAGCUAUGGAUUCUGCGCAAUUUGACGACGAAGGAAUAUGUUCGUGGUGAGGUCAUCGCUCUCAGAGAGUCUUUCAUACAUGGACCCCAGAUUGAUGUUCUGGGAUUUUCGGAGGUUUUGAUCUCGCGUAUAUCCUGGUCCAGUCGACCUGUUGAUGUUGGGCAUGGGGGGAAUAUGUCUCAUGGGAAGUGGGCUGGCCAUCGGUUUGACAUUGUUCCUCUUACAUGCGUUGAUAAAAGUGCCGGUCAGGAUUGGACUGAUGUGAGCGAUGAGAUUCUGAGGGAGAUGGACUUGAUUUUGACGAGUCAGAAGGGAGAUGAUUGGCGUGAUAAUCUGUCGCGAAGAAAUCAAAAACUCGCGCCUACCGUAGCUCUUGGAUACACCUGA
This is a messenger RNA of Penicillium longicatenatum, 1143 nucleotides long. RefSeq lists its product as uncharacterized. The record is from RefSeq and is a predicted model, not a curated record. Bases 1 to 1143 code for a protein of 380 amino acids. The transcript has 2 exons. Lineage: Eukaryota; Fungi; Ascomycota; Eurotiomycetes; Eurotiales; Aspergillaceae.